Ogataea angusta is the source of this 408-nucleotide messenger RNA. RefSeq lists its product as uncharacterized. The record is from RefSeq and is a predicted model, not a curated record. The transcript has a single exon. The coding region runs from base 1 to 408 and encodes 135 amino acids. Gene Ontology annotation, biological process: DNA repair. Gene Ontology annotation, molecular function: catalytic activity. NCBI's taxonomy places the organism in Eukaryota, Fungi, Ascomycota, Pichiomycetes, Pichiales, Pichiaceae.
AUGCGACAGCCAACCGGGGAGCAGCUUGUUUUCCACCAUUCCGUGUUCACGGAAACCUGUAAGAUACCAUAUGGCAGGGUAACGUCCUAUGGGCAGAUUGCACGUCGAAUAUACCGGCCCCAGAAUGCCAGACAGGUGGGAAUGUCACUCAAAAACCUCACUACGUAUACUCGGUUCUUUGACGAUCCCGAGUUCCAGAACCUGCCGUGGUGGCGGGUGGUGAACUCCCAGGGGGUGAUUUCAAAACGCGAGCGGGCAGAAGCCGUGACCGAGCAGGCAACUCUCCUAAGAAGAGAAGGUGUGAUGGUAUCUGAGCGUGGUGGUGAGUAUUUCAUAGAUCUCAACGAGUUCGGCUGGUUUGAGGAUGCCAGCGACGACAGCGAAAGCAGCGACGAAAGUGACGAUUAG